This is a messenger RNA of Varanus komodoensis (Komodo dragon), 7986 nucleotides long. RefSeq names its product 1-phosphatidylinositol 4,5-bisphosphate phosphodiesterase gamma-1-like. The coding region runs from base 33 to 3929 and encodes 1298 amino acids. NCBI's taxonomy places the organism in Eukaryota, Metazoa, Chordata, Lepidosauria, Squamata, Varanidae. Gene Ontology annotation, molecular function: calcium ion binding; phosphatidylinositol-4,5-bisphosphate phospholipase C activity; protein binding. The record is from RefSeq and is a predicted model, not a curated record. Gene Ontology annotation, biological process: positive regulation of epithelial cell migration; phospholipid catabolic process; phosphatidylinositol-mediated signaling. The transcript is spliced from 32 exons.
CGGCUGGCCAUGCGCUGAGCGGCGCGGGGAAGAUGUCGCUGUCCCGGCUGAGCGGCUUCGCCAACGGCUUCCCGGAGGAGCCCUCCGGGGCGGAGGCCGGCGCGGCGGACAUCGCGCGGGUCCUCAGGUGCCUGGAGGUGGGCACCGUCCUCACGCUGUUCUACCAAAAGAAGUCGCAGCGCCCGGAGCGCAGGACCUUCCAGGUGCGCCUGAAGAGCCGGCAGGUCGUGUGGAGCCGCGCGCCCGAGAAGGUGGAGGGAGACGUGGACAUCAGGGAAAUUAAGGAGAUCCGGGCAGGAAAAAAUUCCCGGGAUUUCGAACGAUACCCCGAAGAAGCCCGGAAACUGGACUCUGCGUUGUGUUUUGUCAUCUUAUAUGGGAUGGACUUCAGGCUGAAGACGUUGAGUGUUGCUGCCUUCUGCGAAGAUGAUGUCAGUCUCUGGGUGGCAGGUCUGAACUGGCUGGUGACGGACACGCAACGAUCGCAGACGCCGCUCCUGAUCGAAAGGUGGCUGAGAAAGCAGUUUGACUCGAUGGACAGAUCGCGGGAAGGGAGCAUAACCCCCAAGGAUCUGAAGGCCAUGUUGCCCCAGGUCAACUACAGAGUGCCUAACAUGAGGUUCCUGAGGGACAAACUGCUGGAGGUAGAAGUCCGCAGUGAAAUUAACUUCAGCCACUUUGCUCACUUCUACAAAAACCUGAUGUUUGAUGCCCAGAAAUCAAUCAUUGAGCAGCUGGAGUUGUCCUUUCCCCUGCGAAACGUCGACCGGCCGGAGCUCUGCCAGAUCACCCUGUAUGACUUCCAGAAGUUCCUGCAAUAUGAUCAGAAGGAGCCGUGGGCCAGCGACAUCGCCAGAGUCCACGAGUGCAUGUGCAGCUACCUGCGGGACCCCUUCAUCGACAUGGCGGAGCCGUUCUUCCAGCUGGAUGAGUUCCUGACAUUCCUGUUCUCCAAAGAAAACAUGGUCCUGGACGCCAAGCACGAGCGUGUGGUGCCGGAUGAAAUGAACCACCCCUUAUCCCAGUACUGGAUCUCCUCCUCUCACAACACGUAUCUCACGGGAGACCAGUUCUCCAGCGAGUCCUCCCUGGAAGCCUACGCCCGCUGCCUCCGGAUGGGCUGCCGCUGCAUCGAGCUGGACUGCUGGGAUGGCCCGGAUGACCUGCCGAUCAUCUACCACGGCCACACGCUCACCUCCAAAAUCAAGUUCUUGGACGUGCUGCACACCAUCAAGGAACACGCCUUCACCACCUCGGAGUAUCCCAUCAUCCUCUCCAUCGAGGACCACUGCAGCAUCGUCCAGCAGAGGAACAUGGCCUCCCACUUCAAGAAGGUCUUUGGGGACAUGCUUCUCACCAAGCCGGUGGACAUCAAUGCCGACCAGCUGCCUUCCCCAGCCCAGCUCAAGAAAAGAAUCCUCAUCAAGCACAAGAAGCUGGUUGAAGGGAACCUGUACGAGGAGGUCUCCGUGGCCAGCUACUCCGAAAACGACAUCAGCAACUCCAUCAAGAACGGCAUCCUGUACCUGGAAGACCCGAUCGACCACACCUGGAGUCCACACUAUUUUGUUCUGACGAGCAACAAGAUCUACUACUCUGAGGAAACAUCCCGCUAUCAAUCUAACGAGGAUGAGGAAGAGACAGAACAGAAAGAGGAGUUCAGCAACAGCGAGCUGCACUUCAGCGAGAAAUGGUUCCAUGGCAAGCUCGGCGGGGGCCGCGACGGGCGCCAGAUCGCGGAGAAGCUGCUGCACGAUUACUGCACCGAGACGGGUGGCAAGGACGGCACCUUCCUGGUGCGGGAGAGCGAGACCUUCGUGGGCGACUACACGCUCUCCUUCUGGCGCUCCGGCCGCGUGCAGCACUGCCGCAUCCACUCGCGCCAGGAGGCCGGGGCCACCAAGUUCUACCUGACGGACAACCUGGUGUUCGACAGCCUGUACAGCCUCAUCUGCCACUACCGGGAGGUGCCGCUGCGCUGCAACGAGUUUGAGAUGCGGCUGACGGACCCCGUGCCCCAGCCCAACGCGCACGAGAGCAAAGAGUGGUACCACGCCAGCCUGACGCGCCUGCAGGCCGAGCACAUGCUGAUGAGGGUGCCCCGGGACGGAGCCUUCCUUGUGCGCAAACGCAGCGAGCCCAACUCCUUCGCCAUCUCCUUCCGGGCCGAGGGCAAGAUCAAGCACUGCCGCAUUCAGCAGGAGGGGCGGCUUUUCAUGCUGGGCAGCUCGGCGGAGUUCGAGAGCCUGCUGGACCUGGUGGGCUACUACGAGAAGCACCCGCUGUACCGCAAGAUGAAGCUGCGCUACCCCAUCAACGAGGAGGCCCUGGAGAAGAUGGGCACCACGGAACUGGACUACGGGGCGCUGUACGAGGUGCGGACGCCCCACUUCUACGUCGAAGCCAACAAGAUGCCGAUGGCGAGGUGCACAGUGAAGGCCCUGUAUGACUACAAGGCCCAGCGGGAAGACGAGCUCUCCUUCUGCAAGCAGGCCAUUAUUCACAACGUCGACAAGCAGGACGGAGGAUGGUGGCGUGGAGACUACGGGGGCAAGAAGCAGCUCUGGUUCCCCGCCAACUAUGUGGAGGAGAUCAUGAACUCGGCACCCGAACAGGAUGAGGCCUCGGUGGAAAACAGCCCGCUGGGCAACUUCCUGAAAGGAUUCAUUGAUGUCCCCUCCUGCCACGUGGUUAUCGCCAAAGACGGGAGGAGCUCCAAACCAUUUGUCUUCACCAUCCAUUCCCAGCAGAUGACCCACCCAUCCCAGUCGCUGGACGUCGCCACUGACACCCAGGAGGAGCUCCAUGACUGGGUGGCCAAAAUCCGGGAGGCCACGCAGAACGCGGACGCCAGGAUGCAGGAGGGCAAGAUCAUGGAGCGGAGAAAGAAGAUCGCCCUGGAGCUGUCCGAGCUGGUGGUCUACUGCCGCCCGGUGCCCUUCGACGAGGAGAAGAUCGGCACGGAGAAGGCGUGCUACCGCGACAUGUCCUCCUUCCCCGAGACCAAGGCCGAGAAGUACGCCAACCGCAGCAAGGGCAAGCGGUUCCUGCAGUACAACCGCCGGCAGCUGAGCCGCAUCUACCCCAAGGGGCAGCGCCUGGACUCCUCCAACUACGACCCGCUGCCCAUGUGGAUCUGUGGCAGCCAGCUGGUCGCCCUGAACUUCCAGACGCCUGACAAGCCGAUGCAGCUGAACCAGUCGCUGUUCACGCUGGGCGGGCACAGUGGAUACGUCCUGCAGCCCGACAUCAUGCGAGACGACCUUUUCGACCCCUUCGACAAGAAUAGCCUGAAGCACGUGGAGCCCAUCACCGUGCAGCUGCAGAUCCUCGGGGCCCGACACCUCCCCAAGAACGGCCGCAGCAUCGUCUGCCCCUUCGUGGAGGUCGAGGUCUGUGGCUCGGAGUUCGACAACAGCAAAAGCAAGACGGAUGUCGUAGCCGACAACGGCCUCAGCCCGGUCUGGCUCAACAAGCAGUUUGUCUUUGACAUCAACAACCCCGAGUUUGCCUUCCUGCGCUUUGUGGUCUACGAGGAGGACAUGUUCAGUGACCCCAACUUCUUGGCCCAGGCCACCUUCCCCGUCAAGGGCCUCAAGACAGGUUACAGGUCGGUGCCCCUGAAGAACAGCUACAGCGAGGACCUUGAGCUGGCUUCUCUGCUGCUGCACAUCGAAAUCGUGAAUGCCAAGGAAGAAGACGACGAGAACCUGUACUCCUCCAUCCAGCAGCUGCGUGACCGGGCCAGCGAGCUCUCGAACCAGGUGUCCAGCUUCGAGCACAACAACAAUUGUGACUUGCGCUAUCAGCAGCGGCUGGACGAACUGCGGGCGGCGCAGGAGCGGCUCAUGGAACUGACGGAAGUGCGCAACCGGAAGCUGAUGGAGAAGAAGAAACGAGACCGGCAGCUGGCCAACAAGCGCAACUGAAGCGAGGUGCGCGCUUCCGCGUGCCUCCAAUUCGGGGGAGCCUGGCGUGGCUUCCCUCCUCUCCCCACCACACCCGACGGAGGCCUUGGAUUCUGCCUGCUGCUGAGACUGCACCCGGGUCCCGGCUGCCGGCCCAGCUGCCACCGCGGUGGUGGGGCAGGGGUGGGCAGCUGAGGUGACGGCAGCAGGGUGCUGUGCCGCAGUGCUGGGAAGCAGGAGCCCGGUGCGUCCCUGGCCGUUCCCCCGCUGUGCGAGCAGCCUGGGAUGAUGGCCGUGCGGUUCCCACAGGCCCCGCUGCACACCUCCGCUGCGAACCGUGUCAUGGGAAAGUUUUGUCGCGCUCCGUUUUAGUCCACUGCAUUGACCUUCCUCGUGGGUGGAAGAGGCAGCCCUCUCUGCUUUUUACCUGAAUUGCCCCCCUCCCCUGGCUGCACCUCCAGCUGGUGCCAGCGCCUUGAGUGCUCCUUCGGAGAGUCUUCUCCCGCCUGGCCUGCAAGAGCUGGUGGGGAAGAGGCCAAGCACCUGGCAGCUGGCGUGCACGGGUCUGCGCGAGGACAGCCGAGCGAGGAAGGUCCGCCGGGUGGCCAGCACACACGAGGCAGCUGAGUGGGAGCGAGAAUCACGAGGCUGAAGAGGCCCAGGGUGAAGGCACCACAUUCCUUGGAGGAAAGCAGAACCCCAGUCCGCUCUGCCAGACACAUCUUCCUGCGUCCAGCAGCACCGCUCUGUCCUUUCCCUCUUUUAGCACAAGUUCUGAAGCAGCUGCCCAAACCCUCGGCCACCUGCCCCAACGGCUGAUCCGGCUGAGUGGGCAGUGGGGCUUGCUUAUUUAUUUAUUUAUUGUAGAGAUGUCUCCUCCCCCACAGCUGCCUUUCCUAAGACAACAUUUCCCUAUAGAUCAUGCGCUCAGGGUGUUGGGGAGUCAGGCGUCUCACAGCCACAGGAAGAGGGGUUGAUUUAAGGUAGUGGCCACAUUCCCAGUGCCACCGCUGUGAGGACCAGAACCAUAAAUCCCGGUGUUCCCUCUCAGUUUGAAAGGCUUGCUUUUUACCAGCAUCUUCUAAAGAUAGAAGGGUAGGGAAGUGCAAAAUUCCUGCGAAGAGAGAUGUCCCACUGAAACACUUGGCUAGAAACCAAACUGAUGCUCUGUUGGCGGAGCCUCGAAGGGGACCACUGAGGCUGCGGCAGCCCAAGACAGGACUUUUCUCCAAUGCGGUCAAGACUCCCUUAGCUUUGGAAUUCUGCAGUGUUUCCCAUGAAAAAGCCCUCCUCUUGCUUCACCUCUCAUCGUGGUGGCCACUCAGAAUGGAAACUCGGCAGUCACGACCUUUGAGAGAAGUCAUUUUCUGGCAAGGAAACAGCAGCUGGUGAGAUGGCAGAAGCAUCACCAGAGCUGGGAGUCACCUGUGGGUUAAUGUUCCGGUGGGUCACACGGGGCUGCCCUGCGGCCAGAAAAGAUGCCACCAGGCCCAGUGAGGUCCAGGCGCCAAGAUAAGGACAGGUGAAGGGCAGGACACCCCUUAACUGCGCAUUUUUCCAUUCCAAAGCUGCGCAAUGUCAGCAGAUCACACAUUCCCCAUUUGGGCUAACAAGCCGUCCAGCCAUGCAAGCAGGACCGGCAAGGCCCUGGCUGCCUUGCUUUGGCACCCUGGGCGCUUUCCCUCUCCUCCCUUCCUUGCCUUCACCUCAACAGAACUUGCUCUGUAUUCUCGUGUUGCUACUUAGAAAGAGGCCUUUCUUGUUACACAAGUCCCUCCAUCAAAGGAAGGGUGUCUCUGGCUCCAACCCAAUCAAUUUCACAUUUUGAGAAUCGGUUGCAGAGGCAGCAUUCAGAACCAUGCAGCUUAGCCAGUUUUAAAAUCUCUGAAGGGAUCCGUGGCCCUGAGUAGGCUACCCAGCCGAAGCAUCCAAGUUUUAUCUGGUGCCUUCUUUUUCCCCCAACUCCUUGCAGUAGAAUCAGGUUUGUAAGAGAGUCAGUUUUAGGAAAAGCCUUCUAUCUUGCACCCCGAUUGCAUCAUUUGGAUGGCUUCCAAACAAAGCAAGACGCUGGGAGAAAUUUGGUACAGUGGGACUGAAAUAGAGGCGACUCCAGCACUGGCCCAGCGGAACGCAAAGCACCAGGACGGACCUCCAGCUGCGGGGAAAACCGGUGCUGGCUUCAGGGGAGUGCAACCUCGGCAGCAACGGGGAGGCCUGUGGAAGCGACGAGGCGGCCUCCUUGUGCUGCCAGCAGUGAGCGAGAAGAGCGGCCCGCUUCCGGACACAAGCGUCUGCAGAGGGGUCAAGGCCCAUGUGUGCAAACAGCAAAGCGGUCCGAAGUGGCAGCCGGCCUUAACGGAAGGCAGCAUUAAAGGGCUCCAUUUGUGCCAGUGAUGUUUGCACAGGAAACGUUCCAGGAAAGGUGCGGUCAGGUGAGGAAAGAAUCGCUGCACUGAGCAAAGCAGGAAUUGCAGACUGGGGCCGGGAAGAAGCGAGAAUGAUUUCGAAGCAGGCGCUUUUGCCCUCCUGAGCAAAUCCCUUCUAGCAAACCAGGAGAAAAACGGAGCAAGGAGGAGGGCACUCUGCUCGCUGUUGUGAGGCACACCACACAAACUGAGAGGUGGCAGUUUUAAAGGGCAACAUUUAGUACCUCCAGGGACUAUGCAAAACCAAACGACCGUGAAGUGUUGGGAACAUGUGAGUUGGAAAGAGGAAAAGGGCCAGGGAAGAAGCCGAAAUGCCUGCCUUCACCCUUUCCAGAAGCCGGUGGCAGAGUCACCGAGAAACAGCCCUUACUAUGUGGUGGUAAACUUUGCAGCCACAAAUGCAGAGACGUGAGUGGGUUAAAAUCUCACCUGCCACUAUUGGGAAAAAAGGCCCAUUGCUGAUGCAGAAAUAAGCUUUGGAGUCCUGGGAAAACCUCCGCAGCGAAAGAGGCCGAAAGGCCCUUGCGCAAACACGAAGACUCCACACAAUGCCUUAUCCCCUCCCGCGGAGCUCAGUGUUUCGGAUGCCACCCAAGUGGAUAUGCAGAUCCUCAUUCGGGCAUCGGCAGUGCCACCCCUGACCGUUUACAAUCACUCACAGAGGCCUACGCAAAGCUGCGCAGCUACAUCCCGGGGAGCCGAGAGCCGCUGCGAUGGUGGCGGGGAGGGGGAUCCCAUCACUGGAGAGCUGCAGCCUCACUGGGCCGUUCUUGCAGCGAGCGCUGCCUCUUCUCCAUGGGGCCCGUGGCGGAAGUAGAGCUGCCGCUAGCCAGCACCUGCCCACACAAAAGACGCUUUCCGGUUACAGCUCUGCAGACCCCUGCAGCUUUGAAGCGAGCGGGACUGAAACUGGCCACGAUGGGCCUUGAAGUCAUUCCUUCAGCCACGCCCCCAAAGCAAGUGGGAGGUCCACCCCGCCCCUUUAUGACCACCACUGAAAGACAACUGCCCGGAAGAGGUCUCUGGGGUGGAAGGCCGGGGCAUGGUGCCUGGGCUGGGCCGGGCGCUUUGCCGCCAGCCAGGACGGAGACCGAGUCCUGCCUCAGCCUCGCUAAAGGGGCACCUUCUGUUUCUGGGUAACCCCGAUGACGCGCUCUGCUCGUUUCCAGCACACCGCCAGUGACUUUGAUUUGCGUCUCUGCAUCUGAGCGGAGGCACAAGUGAGCGGCUCCCUCGCGGAGAUGCCUGCGGAGCCAUGAACUGCAGUCGCCCCCAUCCCUGCGUUGCGCCUGGGCAUCGCCUUGCUCGUCGGCACAGGCAGGUCGAACGCUACCUUGGCCGGGGAGGGAAGCCUCGGAAAGCGGUUGACCUGCUGGCAGGAGGCACACCUGCCGGGAGGUUGAGAGCGUGCCACUCCUGUUCGGGACCCGGGCUGAGCAGAAAAGAGUUCAGGGAGGGAGGGAGGAGGGGUGGCUGUGGGUGUACAGCAGGGGAGAUCCGUCCAGGGAGAACUUCAGAAGCACAAGCAAGUCGGCAGGUGCACCAGCUCUGUUGCAAGGAGAUCAGGUCCCCCCUCCAGUGCCGUCCUGGAGAGGGACCCACAUAUACUUUGUAUGAAAAUAAAUCUAUUUAGCCAGUAUUUAUACAUGAAA